AUGUACGGACCAAAGCCCCAAUUCCCUACCUCUUCCCCCACCCCCACAAGCCCAAAGCGCGGCCACCGCUUCGACGAAGCCGCGGCUGCAAGACACCAACGUUCCCAGUCCAGCGGGAGCCGCAGCGCAGGGCAGACUACCUCUCUAACGUCUAAAGCAGUAACAAACACCACUACACUACGUCUAAUUUCCGAAAAGAAGGCACAACUCGCAGACGCGAAGGCCCAGGCAUCCGCCGCAAACAGAAUGUACCAAUUUGCGCACGAGGCCUUCAGCCUCGGUAGGCCGGUCAUCUACGAGGACUCAGACGAGGUCACGGACUCCGACUACGAGGAAAACCGGCAAAGGCAAGAGGCGGAAGAGAGGGAGAAGGAAGCCGAGAAACAGGCGAAGAUUGCAGAUGCCGUAUCCCGAGAUCGGUACGCUGCCCUGCAGGCCGUGACUGCGUCGUUGGGACACCCGAACGCGGCUCAGGAUGGGAACUGGAGUAUCAUGAGUGAAGGUGAGAAGGAGGUGCUUUUCCAGCGGCUGGAGAAUGAAUGUCAUGACCAUGAUACUCUUACGGAUGUAGGGUAUGAGACGGGCAUGGUUCGUGCGCCGCGUGCAGACCCUAAGGACAGAAAGAGGAGGGCCGUGGCGAUAGACUGCGAGUUUGUCGGGGUCAUGGGUGACAUCAGCGUGCUGGCGCAGGUCUGCGCAGUGGAUGCCUUGACCGGGGAAGUCCUGCUUGAUUUUCUUGUUGAGCCGGGCCAUCGUAGGGUCAACUACCGUACGCGGUACAGUGGACUCACCAACCAUACGUUCCACCGAUAUCGCGAGAUGGGGCUUGUUCUUCCAGAUGUGGCCGCGGCGCAGGAGGCGCUGUUUGAAUUUAUGGAUAGAGACACGAUUCUGGUCGGGUUCGCGAUGGACAACGACUUGGAGGUGUUGGGGAUCUCGCACUGGCGUGUUUUUGAUGCGCAGGUUGCAGCCCGGGAGGCGGAGUUCAGGGCCUCUGGGGUACGUCCUAACCGGUGGUCACUGCAAAGCUUGUGCAGACAGUUUCUUGGACGGUCUGUUCAGCAGAGCUCUCGGGGUCAUGACUGCCUGGAGGAUGUGUUUGCCGCCAGGGAGCUGAUGCUUUGGUGGGUGAAGGAGGAAAAUGAGGACCGGGUUGAGGAAUGGGUGCAGCGGCAGGUCGAUAGAGACAAUGAUGGCACUGCCUUUGACAUACAGAAUUGGCUUUAA
Molecule: messenger RNA, 1227 nt
Organism: Aspergillus puulaauensis
Lineage: Eukaryota; Fungi; Ascomycota; Eurotiomycetes; Eurotiales; Aspergillaceae
Exons: 1
Coding region: 1-1227 (408 amino acids)
Biological process (GO): rRNA processing; ribosomal large subunit assembly
Cellular component (GO): nucleus
Molecular function (GO): nucleic acid binding; exonuclease activity
Source: RefSeq, a predicted model, not a curated record